Molecule: messenger RNA, 941 nt
Organism: Photinus pyralis (common eastern firefly)
Lineage: Eukaryota; Metazoa; Arthropoda; Insecta; Coleoptera; Lampyridae
Exons: 3
Coding region: 168-941 (257 amino acids)
Source: RefSeq, a predicted model, not a curated record
UUGAAGAAAUAGGUUUUGUUCUAUUUCUGAAGGUCAUUGUCAUGAAUUUUUAGUUCGCUGUAGUACAGUUUAUUUACUUGUGGUUGGCAAAACGCAAGUAUUGGUACAAGUGUAAAAACAAACUUGUAACCUCAAUUCUUUCCCGUACUUUAUUUAUUUAUUUAAAAAUGUGGAACCAAGACCACACAAAAACACUCAUACAAUUGUAUGAACAACAUGAAUGUUUAUAUUUAAUUAGCAGUGUGCACUAUAAAAACAAAACAAAGCGCAGAAUGGCCCUGGAAGAAAUUACUACAAAUUUCAAUAAUUUGUGUAAUACAGACGUGACAUGGGAUGUAAUACAAAAAAAAAUAAAUGGGCUACGAACAACUUACACCAGUGAACUUAAUAAGUUAAAAAAAAGCGAACAUUCAGGUGCAGGAUUAGACGAUGUGUAUGUAUCGACAUGGUGGUGUUUCGAAUUAUUGAAUUUCUUACACCAUCGGCAAGCACCUCACAAUGCCACGAAAAAUGUUUCAUCAAUCAAUCAUGCGGCACAAGGGCAAGCUGUAGAAGUUUACCAAGGAGAUGUCGACUCUGAAAAGGACGAAUUAAUUUACGAGGGCACAAUAGAUGACAUGGGGAAUUUUAAUGUUGGUACACCGCAUGACGAUUUAAAUAGUCAAUCUCCAAUUACUGUAACACCCAUUUCUCAAAAGUCAACAAAAAAACGCAAAAGAGAAUCUGCAACAGGAGAUAUACAAUAUGAAUUAUUAAAAGCUUCCACGUCGGCAUUAACUAAUAUUAGUGGGGCUGUAAGUAAAUCCGAGAAUGAUCCAACCAAAAACUUUUGUAAAAAUAUUGAAUCAGAAAUACGGAUGAUAACGGAUCGUAACAUCCUAAGAGAAGUAAAGAGACAGAUAAUGAUGCUCAUUUACGAUGCGCAAGAAAAGGAAAAUUGA